AGAAAAAAAAUUAGAAGGAGUAGCAGGGGAUUAGCAGUGGUGAAAUUGAAGAAUAAGGUGUUCAGAUCAAUCAGUGUUUUAAGAUCUGCAAUGGCUCAGCCUCCUCAAAUAGCCAUUCUUGGAGCUGGCAUUUUUGUUAAAACUCAGUAUAUUCCAAGAUUAGCUGAGAUUUCUAAUCUCUUUAUUCUCAGAGCUAUUUGGAGUCGCACUGAGGAAUCUGCCAGAAGUGCUGUUGAAAUAGCACAGAAGCAUUUCCCAAAUGUGGAAUGUAAGUGGGGAGAUGCUGGACUCGAGGAGAUCAUUAAGGAUAGUUCCAUUACUGGUGUUGCUGUGGUUCUUGCUGGACAAACCAUGGUGGAUAUGUCACUGAGGUUGCUUAAGGCAGGAAAGCAUGUCCUUCAAGAGAAACCAGCUUCCGCAAGUAAGUAAGAUGCAGUUUUAUUUCAUUGAACUUAUGAAUGCCGAUGUUUCUCUUAUCAAUUUUAUUUCUGUUCAAAAUGCA
Solanum stenotomum is the source of this 502-nucleotide messenger RNA. RefSeq lists its product as uncharacterized. Gene Ontology annotation, cellular component: cytoplasm. The coding region runs from base 91 to 429 and encodes 112 amino acids. The transcript is spliced from 4 exons. Gene Ontology annotation, molecular function: oxidoreductase activity; nucleotide binding. The record is from RefSeq and is a predicted model, not a curated record. Gene Ontology annotation, biological process: NADPH regeneration. Lineage: Eukaryota; Viridiplantae; Streptophyta; Magnoliopsida; Solanales; Solanaceae.